Molecule: messenger RNA, 6777 nt
Organism: Malassezia sympodialis ATCC 42132
Lineage: Eukaryota; Fungi; Basidiomycota; Malasseziomycetes; Malasseziales; Malasseziaceae
Gene: URA2
Exons: 2
Coding region: 1-6777 (2258 amino acids)
Biological process (GO): L-glutamine metabolic process; 'de novo' pyrimidine nucleobase biosynthetic process; L-arginine biosynthetic process
Cellular component (GO): carbamoyl-phosphate synthase complex; cytoplasm
Molecular function (GO): ATP binding; amino acid binding; aspartate carbamoyltransferase activity
Source: RefSeq, a predicted model, not a curated record
AUGACGGGGCUGAAUGUGAACGGCCAGGCCGCGGCUGCACCCGCAGCGAUUUCGCCGUCGCUGCGGACGCCUUCGCCGGCGCCGCCGGCGACAUCGGCGCCAGUUGGCACGCCUGGUGUCUCUCCCAUGGUGCUGGAGCUCGCGGACGGUACCGUGUUCCAGGGCCUGAGCUUUGGUGCUGAGGGCAAGAGCAUUUCCGGCGAGUGUGUCUUCCAGACCGGUAUGGUCGGCUAUGUCGAGUCGCUCACGGACCCGUCGUACGAGGGCCAGAUCCUUGUUCUGACGUACCCGCUGAUCGGUAACUACGGUGUGCCGGCGCGCCCCCAGGGCGAAGAGGUGCCGAAGCUCAAGGCGCCGUUCGAGUCGUCGCGCAUCCACGUCGCGGGUCUUGUCGUGGCCUCGUACAGCCACGACUUCAGCCACUACCUGGCUGCAUCGGGGCUGAGCGACUGGCUCCAGGAAAAUGGCGUGCCGGCCGUGUACGGCAUCGACACGCGCGCGCUGACGAAGCGCAUCCGCACGAAGGGUAGUAUGCUUGCGCGCCUCCUGGCGCCGCUACCCGAUGCGCCGGCGGAGGGCCCCUGGGACAAGCGUGUGAUGAACGUGCCGUGGCACGACCCGAACGGCGACAACCUUGUCGUGCGGGUAUCGCGCCAGCGCCCUGAGCUGUACACGCCGCAGGACACGGCGCCUGCUGGGCUGCGCACGGUCAACGAGCCACAGCUGCUGCACGCGUCGGGUCGUCCCCUGCGUGUGCUGGCGCUGGAUAUGGGCAUGAAGCUGAACCAGAUCCGCUGCUUUACAUCUCGUGGCGUGGAGCUGAAGGUGGUGCCGUUUGACUAUGACUUUCUGCAUGAGCCGGAGCCGUACGAUGGUCUGUUCAUUUCGAACGGUCCAGGUGAUCCCACGCAGUGCAUGGGCACGGUGGAGCGCAUCCGUGCGCUGCUCUCACGCACGGACGACGUGAUCCCGGUCUUUGGUAUCUGUCUGGGCCACCAGCUGCUUGCGCUUGCGGCUGGCGCACGCACGGCGAAGAUGAAGUACGGUAACCGUGGCCAGAACAUUCCCUGCACGGACCAGCUCUCCGGUCGCUGCUACAUCACGUCGCAGAACCACGGUUAUGCCGUGGACGGCGCGUCGCUGCCGGCGGGUUGGGCGGAGCUGUUUGUGAACGCGAACGACCACACGAACGAGGGUAUCUACUGCGAGCACGCGCCCUUCUUCAGUGUGCAGUUCCACCCCGAGAGCACCGCGGGACCGCGCGACACCGAGUACCUGUUUGACGUGUUCGUGCGUAGUGUCGUGGACAAUGCGGCUGUGCGCCACGCGUCGGGCGGUGCAUCGCUUGCGCAGGGCCCGACAGCGUUCCCGGGCGGCACACUGGCGGAAAACGAGGCGGCCGCGCCGCGCCUGCACCCCCGCAAGGUGCUUGUGCUGGGUAGUGGUGGUCUGAGUAUCGGCCAGGCAGGCGAGUUUGACUACAGUGGCUCGCAGGCGAUCAAGGCUCUGAAGGAAGAGGGCAUCUACACAGUGCUGAUCAACCCCAACAUCGCGACGAUCCAGACGUCGGCGGGUCUCGCGGACAAGGUGUACUUUUUGCCGGUCACCCCCGAGUUUGUGCUCAAGGUGCUGCGGCAUGAGCGCCCCGAUGGUAUCUACUGCACGUUUGGUGGUCAGACGGCGCUGAACGUCGGUAUCAAAAUCAAGGACGAGCUGGCGCCGCUGGGCGUGCGCAACCUCGGCACGCCGAUCGACACGAUUAUCAAGACAGAGGACCGUGACCUGUUCGCGCGUGCGAUGGAGGAGAUCAACGAGCGCUGUGCUCCGUCGGCGAGCGCCAACAACUGGGACGAGGCGCUUACGGCGGCGCGCACGAUUGGCUACCCAGUGAUCGUGCGUGCAGCGUUUGCGCUGGGCGGUCUCGGCUCGGGCUUUGCGAAGAACGAGGACGAGCUGCGCCGUUUGUGCCACACGGCCUUCGCCAACAGCCCACAGGUGCUGGUCGAGAAGAGCAUGAAGGGCUGGAAGGAGAUCGAGUACGAGGUGGUGCGCGACUGCCGCAACAACUGUAUCACGGUGUGCAACAUGGAGAACUUCGACCCGCUGGGUGUGCACACCGGCGACUCGAUUGUCGUGGCGCCCAGCCAGACGCUCUCCGAUGAAGACUACAACAUGCUGCGCACGACCGCGGUGAAUGUCAUCCGCCACCUUGGCGUGGUGGGUGAAUGCAACAUCCAGUACGCGCUGAACCCCCUUUCGAAGGAGUACUGCAUCAUCGAAGUCAAUGCGCGUCUGUCGCGCUCGUCGGCGCUGGCGUCGAAGGCCACGGGCUAUCCCCUUGCGUUUGUCGCGGCCAAGCUGGGUCUGAACAUCCCCCUGAACGAGCUGCGCAACUCGGUGACGCGCGAGACUUCGGCGUGCUUCGAGCCAUCGCUCGACUAUAUCGUCACCAAGAUGCCGCGCUGGGACCUGCGCAAGUUUAUGCGCGUCAGCUCGAAGCUGGGCAGCAGCAUGAAGAGUGUCGGUGAGGUCAUGUCGAUUGGCCGCACGUUCGAGGAGAGUCUGCAGAAGGCGAUCCGCUCGGUCGACCCCUCGUUUGAGGGCUUUGGCCGCAACGACCACGUCGACCUGGCGGAUCUGGACGAAGAGCUCGAGCGCCCGACGGACCGCCGCAUCUUCGCGAUCGCCAACGCCAUGGCACAGGGCUACUCGGUCGACCGGCUGCACCAGCUGACAAACAUCGACCGCUGGUUCCUCAAGAAGCUGGAGGGCAUCAUGGCCGUGGCCCAGGCAAUGGAGGAGAGCAGCGCUGCGCAGAUUCCUGCGGCACUGCUGCGUCAGGCGAAGCAGGUCGGUUUCUCCGACCGCCAAAUUGCCAAGUGCUCCUCGAGUGCGGAGCUGGCGGUGCGCCGCCGCCGCCAGGAGCUGGGCAUUGCGCCCUUCGUCAAGCAGAUCGACACGGUGGCCGCCGAGUUCCCCGCGCAAACCAACUAUCUGUACACGACGUACAAUGCGGUGGAGCACGACGUCGCCUUCAACGACAAGGGUGUCAUGGUGCUCGGCUCGGGUGUGUACCGCAUUGGCUCGUCGGUCGAGUUUGACUGGUGUGCGGUGCGUGCGAUCCGCACGCUGCGGGCACAGGGUUACAAGAUGGUGAUGGUGAACUACAACCCCGAGACGGUGUCGACGGACUACGACGAGGCGGACCGUCUGUACUUUGAGAACAUCUCGCUCGAGACGGUCAUGGACAUCUACGAGCUCGAGCAGUCGAGCGGCGUCGUCAUCUCGAUGGGUGGUCAAAUCCCCAACAACAUUGCGCUGCCGCUGCACCGUCAGGGCGUCAAGGUCCUUGGCACGUCGCCCGAGAUGAUCGACAAUGCAGAGAACCGCUACAAGUUCUCGCGCAUGCUCGACCGCCUGGGUGUCGACCAGCCCAUGUGGAAGGAGCUGUCGUCGCUGGAGGACGCCUACAGUGCAUGCGCACGCUUUGGCUACCCCGUCCUCGUGCGCCCGUCCUACGUGCUGAGCGGCGCGGCGAUGAAUGUCGUGUACUCAGCGGAGGACUUGAGCAACUACCUGUCUCAGGCCGCGGCGAUCAACCGCGAGCACCCAGUGGUGAUCACCAAGUACCUGGAGGGCGCCAAGGAGAUCGAGAUGGAUGCAGUCGCCAAGGACGGCAAGCUGAUUAUGCAUUACAUCUCGGAGCACGUCGAGAAUGCAGGCGUGCACUCGGGUGAUGCGACGCUGAUUCUGCCGCCGCAGGACCUUGAGCCGGAGACGGUGCGCCGCAUUGAAGAUGCGACGAGCAAGAUUGUCGAGGCGCUCAACGUGACUGGCCCGUGCAACAUCCAGUUCAUCGCAAAGAACAACGAGAUCAAGGUGAUCGAGUGCAACGUGCGCGCUGCGCGCUCGUUCCCCUUCGUCUCCAAGGUGACCGGCGUCGAUGCGAUCGAAAUGGCCACGUGUGCGAUGAUGGGCCUGCCCGUGUCGCCGUACCCGAAGGUCAGCCUGCCGAAGGAGUACGUGGGAAUCAAGGUGCCGCAGUUCUCCUUCUCGCGUCUGAGCGGCGCGGACCCGAUUCUCGGUGUGGAAAUGGCGUCGACCGGCGAGGUCGCGUGCUUCGGCCGCAACAAGUACGAGGCGUACCUGCGCGCCAUGCUCGCGUCGGGUAUCCGCCUCCCAACGAACAAUGUGCUGCUCAGCGUCGGCUCGUUCAGCGAGAAGCAGGAGCUGCUGCCGUCGGUGCGCACACUGCACGAGCUGGGCUUCACGCUCUACGGCUCGUCCGGCACCGCCGACUUUUACACGGAGCACGGCAUCCCCGUCGUGCACCUCGAGGCGCUGCCCGAGGACGACGACUGGCGCAGCGACGACAACAGCAAGGCGUCGUACUCGCUGCUGACGCACUUGACGCAGGGCCUCAGCUCGCUGUUCAUCUCGCUGCCAAGCAAGAACAAGUACCGCCGUCCCUCGUCAUUCACGUCCAUGGGCUACCGUGCGCGCCGCCUCGCCAUCGACCGCUCGAUCCCACUGCUCACGAACGUCAAGAACGCCAAGCUGUUUGUCGAGGCGCUCGCGAUGCACCGCCGCCAGGGCGGCACCUUGGAGAUUCUCCCGAUCGAUGCGAAGACGUCGCACAUCACGUGCCAGUUCCCCGGCCUGGUGGGGGCGCCGGCGGUGGUCCCGACGCUGGGUGCGCUCGACAAGGCGGGCGUUGCUGCGUACACGCGCGCAGCUGCACAGGCCGGCUUUACGUCGCUUGUACUGCACCCUGUUGGCAAGGCGGGUUCGAUCGUCGACGACGCCUCGCUCUCUGUCGCGGAGGCCGCGCUCGAGGGACAGUGUGCCGUCGAUGUCUCGCUGACGCUCCUCGCGACGCCCGAGCACGUCGAGCAGUUCGCGCUGCUCGCCCCCCGCGUGCGCGCCCUGUUUGUGUCGUACCACGGCAGCGCGCGUGAGGCGAGCCUGCGGCCUGCCAUGGUCGCGAGCUACUUUGCCCACUGGCCGGAGGACAAGCCGAUCAUUACGGAUGCCGCCGGCGCCGAGCUCGCGUCCGUGCUCCUCAUCGCGAGCCUGCACAGCCGCCCGAUCCACGUCACCAACGUGCGCACGCGCGACGACCUCCAGCUCAUCACGCUCUCCAAGGCCAAGGGCCUGAGCGUCACAUGCGAUGUGCCGGUGUAUGCGCUCUUCUUCGCGAGCGACCGCUACCCCGCUGCGGCGUGCCUGCCGAGCGCGGAGGACCAGGCAGCGCUGUGGCAGAGCCUGGACGAAAUUGACGCGUUCUCGCUCGGCCCGAUGCCGUGCCAGCUUGCCGAGCAGCUCGGUCAUGCGGCGCCGUCGACGGCCGGCCUCAGCGAGGUGAUGCACCUGCUGCUCAACGCUGUGAACGAGGGCCGCCUCACCGUCGAAGCCGUGCAGGAGCGCCUGUGCGAGCAGCCGCGCACCAUUUUCCAGCUGCCCGAGCAGGUCGACACGCUCGUCUCAGCCGAGGUCGACCGCGUCGUGCGCGACGUGGCGCGCGACGGCUGGUCGCCGCUCGACACUGCGUCAUGCCACGGCGCGAUCGAGCGCGUACAGCUGCGCGGCAAGACCAUUGUGCUGGAUGGCAACAUGCUCGUGGAGCGCGCCACGGGCUCGAACGUGAGUGCACUCGCGAGCGUCAAGCCUGCUGAGACAAAGGGCGCUGACGUGGUGCCCAUGUCGCCGGUGCUCACGCGCUCGCCGCGCCGGCGUGGAACGGGUCUGCGCCCGCUCACGAGCAUGGACGAGUUCCGCGUCGAGUCCGACGUGUCGCCCGCGCUCGGUCCCGCGCUCCCGACGCGCAUGUCGCUGUACCACCCCUCGUUUGCCCGCCGCCACAUUCUCUCUGUGCGCCAGUUCUCGCGCGACGACCUACACGCGCUGUUUGCUGUGGCGCAGGAGCUGCGUUUCCUUGUGGAGCGCCAUGGCGUGCUGGACAUUCUACGUGGCCGUGUGAUGAGCACUCUUUUCUACGAGGAGUCGACGCGCACCUCGUCGUCGUUCGAGGCGGCGAUGCUGCGUGCGGGUGGCCAGGUCGUGACGAUCAACACGUCGCGCUCGUCGGUCGCCAAGGGCGAGACGCUGGCGGACACAGUGCGCACGCUCGGCUGCUACAGCGACGUGAUUGUGCUGCGCCACCCUGCGGUCGGCUCGUCGCAGGAGGCGGCCAAGUUCUCGCCGGUGCCGAUCAUGAACGCCGGCGACGGUGUAGGCGAGCACCCGACGCAGGCGCUCCUGGACGUGUUUACGAUCCGCGAAGAGCUUGGUACGGUGAACGGUCUCACCGUCACGCUGCUGGGCGACCUGAAGAAUGGCCGCACGACGCACUCACUCGUGCGCCUGCUCUCGCUGUACGGCGUCACGUUCAACUUUGUCAGCCCCGCAUCGCUUGCCAUGCCGCGCGAAGUCGUGCGUGAGGUGUCGAAGCACGGUAUCUCCAUCUAUGAGACGUCGAGCCUCGACGAGGUGCUCCCCAAGACGGAUGUGCUGUACGUGACACGCAUCCAGCGCGAGCGCUUUGCGUCUCCGGAGGAGUACGAGGCAGUCAAGGGCUCGUACGUCAUCGACAACGACGUGCUCGCGCGUGCGAAGGCUGACAUGAUCGUCCUGCACCCGCUUCCGCGUGUCGACGAGAUCGACCCCGAGGUCGACUUCGACAUCAAGCGCGCCGCCUACUUCCGCCAGAUGCGCUGCGGCCUGUUUAUCCGCAUGGCGCUCCUCGCCAUGACGCUCCAGUCCAGCGAUCGUUCGUAG